UGCAACCGAAUCUUCCCCUGCAACCAUUGCCUGAAAAGGGGAGUGGCACAUCUCUGCCGCUUUGUUUCCAAGAGUCCAGGGUCCAGGACCAACAGAGAAGAGAUCACGGCAGGCGGGGAGUCGAAAUCGUCCAAGAAACGGAGCUUGGAUAGUUCUGGCAAUGACAUAUCCUCCGACGAAACUCCGUAUAACGAAGUGGAGCAGUCCGAGAUUGAUGUUAGCGACGCCUUAAAUGCCCUCGGCUACCUGUCACACACUCACCACCUGGUGCUGGGCACCGGCCACGGACCCAAGGUAGUCAAUGAACCCACAGACGAGCUUGCGCAAUCCGACGAGCUCAGGGCCGCAAAGGAGUCGAUGCUCGCAAAGCCUUACACAGCAGAUUUCCUUGUCGACAAUUGGCUCAGCGGAGCCAAUUACCACUAUUACUCUCUCUACCCGCCCGAAUUUAGGACGCAGUAUGAUGGCUGGUGGGCUAUGCCGAGUAAUCAUACCACGCCAGAACUGACGGCCUUGAUUCUGCGCGUUUGUGCCUGCUCGGCUCUGUACAUCAUCGAUAACAAUGUUAAACAGAGACUCGAGACCGAACUCAAGGUUGAUGCAGUGACGCUUGCCAGGCGCCUGCACGGCGAAGCCGAAAAACUCAGCACCAGUAUCCCGCCAGGCAAAGGCGGCUUAGUUCAGGUUCAGCAGCUCUUUCUCACGGCCUUCUGGUUCAAGUCGGCCGAGAAAUGGACUGAAGCAUGGCAUGCCCUUGGAACUGCCAUACGAGAAGCAAACGAGAUUGGCCUUCAUCGGGAUUCUUUUUCAGAGGGCAUGUCGGAAUUCGACCGCGAGAUGAGAAGGCGUCUCUGGGGUGUUUUGUACAUGUGGGACUUUGCUUUGGGUUCAAUGCUGGGCCGUCCGCUUUUGGUCAACCAUGCCGACUGCACAUUCGUGAUGCCAACGCUUGCUCUCGAGAUCGACCCCGCCGAGCCAUAUCAACCAUCCCCCUUCCGCCAUAUGAACCUUCAUUGCAGGUUGUGUCUGGACAUGGCAGGCCAGCUCGGGAGCCCGUCCAAUCCAGACACAGGCGAAACCGAACUCGCCAUGCGGCUGCGAGAUGUUGUCGACAAGUGGUUCCAAGCUCUCCCAGUCGAGUACGCAUUGGAGGCCCCGGAUACUCGUUGGGACGCUGAGCACCCAUUUGUUGUGUUUCAGCGUCGCUACCUCCACUUGAUUGGUUUCAUGUCCUUGUUCGGAUCUAUCAAGAAGUUCGUCACCCAGAACUCUGCGAAGCCAUUUUCGGAUAUUGAGAUGAGACUCCGGGCGAGAGGAGUCCAGGCUGCGUUGGGUCUCAUGGACGUAUCGUGGAGCUUUUACGAGACUCUUGCCUCGGUUGGCGCUAAAUUUCAUUAUGCAGUGUUUUGCAUAUUCGACACCACAACCGUUCUGUGUUCAGCCUUUGUCCACGAUGAAGCUCGAAAUCUUCCGCAGAGAGAAACGGUCCUCAAGGCCAUCAGAAAGGGUAUGGCUAUGCUUGAAGAACUGCGCUCAUCCUCAAAGACAACAGCUGGGUUGUGGUGCAUCCUCAAAGGGCUUCUGUUGGCCCUGCCACUGAGUGCGAAGGAAAAGGGGCUCAUUCGCGCGCCGAAACGCCACAAGCCAACUCGGCGA
This is a messenger RNA of Lasiosphaeria miniovina, 1656 nucleotides long. RefSeq names its product fungal-specific transcription factor domain-containing protein. The annotation marks the transcript as partial. The transcript is spliced from 6 exons. Gene Ontology annotation, cellular component: nucleus. The record is from RefSeq and is a predicted model, not a curated record. Gene Ontology annotation, biological process: DNA-templated transcription. NCBI's taxonomy places the organism in Eukaryota, Fungi, Ascomycota, Sordariomycetes, Sordariales, Lasiosphaeriaceae. Gene Ontology annotation, molecular function: zinc ion binding; DNA binding.